Messenger RNA from Geodia barretti, 393 nucleotides. The record is from the annotation of a GenBank genome assembly. Lineage: Eukaryota; Metazoa; Porifera; Demospongiae; Tetractinellida; Geodiidae.
UAGGCUUGUCCCCCACUCUAACCAACAAUUCAUCAUGAAUAAUUCCAUAUUGUCCCGGUAAACUUUAACGCAUCAGGAGGUAACCCCAUGACUACACCCAACCCAGCCCUUGAGGUUGCACCCAAGAUGGCAGAACUCAGCGCCAAUGUCCUGUUUGGCGAUGUCUGGGAACGGCCCGAACUGUCCAAGCGCGACCGCAGCAUGAUCACCGUGGCUACGCUGGUCGCUCUCUACCGCACCGACCAACUAAGGGGCCAUAUUGGCCGUGCGCUGGAUAACGGCGUUACCAAGGAGGAAAUUGGGGAAAUUAUCACCCACAUGGCCUUCUACGCCGGCUGGCCCACUGCCGCCAACGCCGUAAGAGUAGCGAAAGAGGUAUUCGAUUCCCGUUAA